This is a messenger RNA of Penicillium argentinense, 2307 nucleotides long. RefSeq lists its product as uncharacterized. Gene Ontology annotation, molecular function: protein binding. NCBI's taxonomy places the organism in Eukaryota, Fungi, Ascomycota, Eurotiomycetes, Eurotiales, Aspergillaceae. Bases 1 to 2307 code for a protein of 768 amino acids. The record is from RefSeq and is a predicted model, not a curated record. The transcript has a single exon.
AUGAAAAGAAUUGCUAGUGCCAGAGAGAGGUUAGCCUCUCCCUGGCUCAAUCGCCCGCGAAGGAGCUCUCCAGAGUCGUCUACUUGGAACUGCCCUUCUCAGCGACGCAGUGUCCUUCAUCGCACCGGGCACACGAGGCACAUCUCCUCCAAAAGAUCCUCCCAAGCUCAGCAUCUUGAGAGAUCGAUUCCCUCCACCAAGCUCGAAAUUCCCCGAUAUGAUGUUCGUCAACAGUCACAUUCAACACAAGACCACCCCACGCCCGAUCUGCCGACACAAUCGCCAGCGCUCGGUGCAAUGGCACAACCAGCAGCAGUAGCUAAUACGACGCUGCCAGUCUGGGAUCAUCCAGAGCAAGAGGCAGAGUACGCGGGCCACUUCUAUCGCGUUCUUGAAGAUGGUCAGCCGGACCAAGUGAUGAUAGCCAUGACUGACCCACGGUCGGCGGGGCUGGUCGGGUCGCUACCCCAGACAACUUUCUUGGAGGCGCUCCACCGACUCUCCCCGACCCAUUUUGUGGAACCCUUUCGCGACAUCCACCACCCCUUGCAUUCCUGGUCGGUCCUCCUCAGUGGUGUGAAGCGAGUAGAGGAAUACUUUGAUGAUUUUGUGCGAAACUUGCUCACCAUAGUGCGCUUUCGAACGGCCGCGGGCCAACCGUUGCAGCUGGGUGAAUACACCCAUCUGCUAAAAUGCGCGCGAUCGAUGGGCAAUUUCCCUCUCGCGAAGCAAUUGUGGGAGUCUAUGGAGGACAACAGGAUAGCCCCAGACACAACAUGCUACAACUACUACAUGGAAGUGCAGGUCUGGGACCAUUGCUAUACCGGACCGGAGGCGUAUCGCCUACGAAUACUGCCGCAUCAUUACCGGAAGCGAAAAUACGAAGGUGAGCAACGGGCCGUGGGCUGGCAGGGCUUUGGUACAGCGAGGAUGAGUGUUCGGGCGUCUGUCAUGAGGCUGUUUCAGACCAUGCUGGAUGAUGGAAAUCUAGCCGAUGAGCGCACCUACAUCAACUUGCUCAUCGCAUCAGCUCGCGUGGGCCACAACAAGGGGAUGAGAUAUAUUCUCAAGACAGUCUGGAACAUAGAUCUCGACGCGAUGAAGGCGCAAAGCGUACCCGACGAUGCAAGUUUACCCCCGGCCACGCCUUACGACCCAUGGUCCGCCCUCUAUCCAACUGAGAACCUCCUUUUCGCGGUCGCUCACGCACUGGGUACGAAUAACGAUAUCUCGGGGGCAGUGCGCGUGGUCCAGUUUAUCUCGUCUUCCUACAAUAUUCCCAUCCCAGGAAAAGUGUGGCUCGAAUUGCUCGAGCGAGCCUACGUGUUGAGCAGAGCGAGAACCUCGAAGGGCGAACGCACAAUACAGGCAAAUGCCCUCGGCCAAGUAUCUGUGGACUUGGUGAGAUCGAUGUUCGACACCAUGACUUCUUCGCCAGUCAAUGUCACCCCGACCCUCCAGACCUGGCGCUUCAUGAUGAAUCUCAGUAUCGACUGCGGCAGCUUAGAAGAUUGUAAAGCGCAUCUUCGAGGCGCCUAUGGUCUCUUGCGGGAUACUAGAGAGAAGGAAAGGGAGGCACGGAAGGUGGUGCUGAGAUGUCUGCAGCCUGCCCUCGAUACUGCCGAGAAACAGAUCCAGAACGGCGCUAUUCAGCCCGAUCCAAUACUUUUCCAGUCUCCCCUGCUCGCACAGGCAGUUCAGGAAUACGACAUCCUCAGGCUCCAAGUAUAUCAGCAGACCUACCUUCUCAAUCGUUGUCUGUGGGUCGCAGCCCGAGUUCAUCACUGGCAAGACACACCGGACAAAAUAUGGUUUCUACAAGAGCGACCGAAGAUGCUGGAAGAGUGGCAAGACUUCGUACCCCAGGUUAGAAGAAUAUUCUACGACGACAAUACGGGGCACAUGGAUACAAAGGGCGAAACCCGGUUCCGGUCCCGUCACUGGGUCAGUGACGCCGACAUCAUCCCGGUCCGACGGAUGACUGACCAGAAAGAGCUGUUCUUUCCCACGGAAGAGCGUGUCCUUUCUGAGAAAGCUGUAUGGUCGCGGAUCAAGGAGCGAUACCCGUAUCUAGACACGGAGUUGGCUCCCCUGAACAGACUCUUCCACUUUGAGAAACCACGGACCCCAGAAUUCGAGAAGAACCUGGAGAAAUUUCGCUCUAGCUGGGUGGAAUAUCCCGAAUCGUCAGCUUUGUCGACCAAGAACAAUCCAAAUGCUGGUUUCUAUGGUCGUCUGGCUGCGUUAGGCAUGCUGAAGACGAGGGAACGAGGCAUCUAUCUCCUUGAUGAUGGAGUCUGGGUUUGA